UACAAAACUUUCAACAUUUUAAAAAAUCAAAACAAAAAGAGACGAGAAUCAAAAAAAUAAACAAAAAGUUCUUCGUCAAAAUAUUAAUAAAAUCAAAUUUAAGUGCAAUUAAGAAUAAAAUAAAUAUACAAAAUGAAUUUUAAUGUCUGCAGGGCAUGCAUGACACCUGAAAGUGAUAAUAAGUUGACGUCAAUAUUUACAGAAAAUGGAAAACUUUCAAAUUUAGUGUUUGAAUUGACAAAUUUGAAGAUUCCAAACAUCAAAGAGUCUCCAGCCUUCCUAUGCACAACCUGCAUUAACGACCUCAACAAGGCCAUCUCAUUUCGCAAUUUAUUCAUCAAAAAUCACCAAAAUUUCACCGACUUUUAUUCACAAUCGAAACUUCGAAGUCUUCUUUGUGGCAUCAAAGUUGAUGACAAUUUUGACAGUGGACCAUCAAAACCCGUGACUGAGCAUAAAAGUUCUGAAAUUCUCGAGCACUGCCUUACUAAAAGAAAUGAAAAUUUGCCAGCAUUUAAUAUUCAGGGUUACAUUAAGGAUCUCCUGACUGAAAAAUUCACAGUAAAUGCAGAAACUGAACAGAAUUUUACACAAAAUGAUGAAACGAGCAUCAAAGUUGCUAAAGUUCAGGAAUCAUUUAUAAAACAGGAACCGAUGGAGGAUGAUGCAGGAGGGUCUGGUGCUGAAAGAAUCACAAUAAAGACAGAAGAUGACGACAAGUUUGAUAAUUAUGAACCACAAAAUGACAAUAGCAAUGACAUGCAGGAUGAUGACUACAGCUACGGAGAAUACAGCGGACAUAACCAAACAAAUUCAGAAUUUCCACUUCUGUUGUCAGCUCUAAGUUCUAGAAAGUCACCACACCAGUCAACAUCUUCGUUAUGCCAGAACUGUGGUCACAUAUCUGAAAAUGGCUGUAAGAACUGCAACAUAAAUGACUCACUGUCUACAGACCCACAUCGUGGCUCACAAAGGGACAAAAUAAUUCAAAAAUAUUUAGAAGAUCCAACAGUAACGAUCACGUCACUUGCUAGAUGGGCAGAUAUUCCUCGAACGACUGUCGGACGAAUUAUUGAGAAUUUUAAAAGCAAUAAAAGUCCGAUAGUCAAAAGACCAGGUGCAGGCAGAAAAGCAGGAACUGGAAAUGUCGAAAGGGAAGAAAAAAUCAUUGAAAUGCUGAAACUUCAUCCACAAUUGACUGUAAGACAACUAGCACAGAUGUUUGGGACAUGUCCAGCGAAUGUGCAGAAAAUAAAGGUCCGACAUGGAUUGGCAUUUAAGAGGAAAAGUGGAGGAAGUGAGAGGAGUGAGGAAGAGAGAGAUGAAGACAUAUAAUUGGUACUUUAGCGUAACUUGAAGACGUAGACUGAAAAUCAAAUUAUUUAUUAGAAAUACGAUUUUUUUUUUGAAUUUUUAAAUAAAUUUUUUAUAUAUUGAGAUAUUAUUGGGGAAUUGUUUCAUUGAAUUUUCAUGUCCUCGAUGUUGUUGAGCAGUUUCCUUUGCUGAGGUGUCUUUGAAGAUGGCUUUUAAACUCAAAUGUCUCGUGACACGAACCACAUCUGAAUGGUUUUGAUUCUAAAACAAAUUUUUGAAAUUUUUGAAAUUUUUGAAAUUUUUGAAAUUUUUGAAAUUUUUGAAAUUUUUGAAAUUUUU
This is a messenger RNA of Chironomus riparius, 1653 nucleotides long. The record is from the annotation of a GenBank genome assembly. NCBI's taxonomy places the organism in Eukaryota, Metazoa, Arthropoda, Insecta, Diptera, Chironomidae.